Messenger RNA from Daldinia childiae, 690 nucleotides. RefSeq names its product Non-classical export protein 2. Gene Ontology annotation, biological process: eisosome assembly; protein localization to plasma membrane. NCBI's taxonomy places the organism in Eukaryota, Fungi, Ascomycota, Sordariomycetes, Xylariales, Hypoxylaceae. The coding region runs from base 1 to 690 and encodes 229 amino acids. The transcript has 2 exons. Gene Ontology annotation, cellular component: eisosome; plasma membrane. The record is from RefSeq and is a predicted model, not a curated record.
AUGGAGACCAUGAUCAAGUCCGUGCUGCGCAUCGUGCAGUUCCUUCUUGUCCUGCUCACUACUGCCCUUGUCGGCAAUGUUAUCGCAAGCAAUGUCUCCGGAUCCGAAUCCGCUAUUAACUAUGUCAUGUUCGUGUGCGCCCUCUCCUGGCUUGCCAUCAUCUACGGUCUGGUUUCGCACUUCGUCGCCGCCGUCGCAAUCCCUGUCGUAGCUCUUGCUCUCGACAGCGCCGCGACUCUCUUCACCUUCAUCGCUGCUAUUGUCUUACUCCGCAAAAUUACAAGCAGUGAACUGCUCCAAUAUAGUAUCGAUUACAUUGCAUUUGGUUCAGAGGAUACUGAGAAGCGAUGCCGUGAGAUCCAGGCUAGCACUGUAUUCUUAUGGUUUCUCUUCGCUGCCUUCGCCGCCAGCCUCUUCUUUGUCUUAAAAGAGCUCCGGCGCGGCUCGGUGGUUCUGUUCGCGGUCCUAAUAUGUCCCAGAUCGGCGUAUAGGCUGCUGAUCGGAUCGACAAUGACCGUUUCUCUAGGACCGGUAGGGAGUAUGCUACGACUUUACGAGAGAGUAAUGCAUGCUAAAUUUGGGGGUCCGGUUAUUGAAUGUACGACCAAGGGGUGCAGAGUUACGAAUAAACACGGAGAAGACGGGCUUGGCGUUCGGGUCGACUUGUAUUCUCAGGGGCAAGUACCCUGA